ACCUGCUUUAUCAGCAUUGACCUCGCUAAACAAUUACUAAAGACUAGAAAAUCUCUACAUGCUCGUCCGAACUGCUAGAAAUAUCAGUCAAAUUCCCCUCAUAUCACACUCCUCAGCUUUAAAAAAGGGAAGGACACAUUAGAUAAAACAAUUCUAGAUACUCUACACAAAACAGAUAGUCGUGGAAGGAAAGCUUUUCAUCAAAGAACAGCUCAAUUAGCGGGUAAGAUGCGGUUAAACAACUGGAAAUGACGCACCCGCAAUAACUUUUGUCCAAUCAAAAAUCGUUUCAGGAACUCUCCUUCUUGCUCUGCCCCAUUGUUAAAAUCUUCGUAUUCGAUUUGUGUAUUAUCGUGGUUACCAGAAGGUUUUUGUUUAUUAUAUUUUUACUUGCUCGCAAGCCAUUAUGCAUGAAGAGAAAAGCGACCGUGUAGCAAUCAGCGACUAUGACAAGGCAGUGCUUAAUAGAGUUUUCAAUCCUGAAAAUCCGCACAACACUACCGAAGAUAUUGAAAUAAUUAACUCGAAUGAAGAACCUAAAAUAUUGGCUGCUUUUGAGCAAGAAGCUAAGUCUUGGGAAGUUCGAGGAGUUCAGGAAGCUGAAGAUGGAAACCUAGAUUCUUCAAUUCACAUGUUUACUCAGGCUAUACAACUUGCUCCGCAAUUGUCUUCUGGUUAUAAUAAUCGAGCUCAAGCACUCCGUUUGAAGGGUGAUAUUCAAGGGGCUUUAGAGGAUCUAGAUAAAGCCAUUGAGCUGAAUACUGGUAACAGUGCUGUCUGUAAAGCUGUUGUUCAACGUGCAAUACUUAGACGUUACAAAGGUGAUGAUAAAGGAGCUCUUGAAGAUUUUAAGAGUGCUGCAAGCAGAGGAAGUGCAUUUGCGCAACAGAUGCUAAUUGCGUUGAACCCAUAUGCUGCUCUGUGUAACCAAAUGUUGUGUGAGGUUAUCAAUAAGUUAAAGGCUGGAAAUAUUGAAGAAUCCAUUUAAAUAUUUAAUUAUUUUUGCUGUUUAGUACUUGGUUAACCCUGACCCAGCUUUUCUAUGAUGUUCCAUCUAUGACUACCUUCUUUUUUCUAAUUCAGACUAUAUAUCUAAAACUUAAUUACCUAAUUAUAUCUUUUUUGGUGCUGUAGUUUGGCUUCAGUUUAGUCUUGAUUAAAAAUAUUCUGGCCAUGAUCAUCAAACUUUUAUUUCAAAGAAAAUAGGAACAAAUGGAAGAAACUUCACAAGUGCCAGUACAAAUGUAGUUUGUCUUGGAGAGAAAUUAAAUCACUGAUACAAGGUGGAGAAGACUCUCAAGUUUUUCACAAACAUUCUCUCUAAUGUUAGUUGCAUAAUAAAAUGUACCCAUUCUACACUGUAAAGUGUUGGUAACAGCAAGCAUAAACUGGUACAUAAACUGUCCCAAAACCACUCAAAGCAAAAAGUAGAAGAGAGAGAGAAAAGGAAAAAUAUCACGACUGGUUUCCUUUGUUGCUGUGAAUACCAGAUGUCACGAGAUUGCACAUUUUGCGGGGUGGGUCUAGAAUCGAUUACAUUGUGUCCAUUAACUAACUUUAUUGACUCUCAAAAAGGGAAAAGCAAAUGUAUUUGUUUUACCUAUUUUUAAAAGUAGUAGGUUACUAGUAAAGAGUCAUAACUAAACACUACAUGUCAUGUAGCAGAAGUGAUUUCGUGCAAGUUAGUUACAUCCCUUUACAUUCUAGAUCCACCCCUUCAUCCUUGUUGUCAUAGCGGGGAGCAUGAAGAUCAUGAAUUGGGUGAUUGAGAAACACCAAGGAAUGAACUGGGAAGAAGAUGGUGCAAAGCUUGAAGUUACCCAAGUUGAACGGAGGCAGCUGUAUAUUUUGCUGAAGUUUUUAAAACUGCUUUCACUAAACCCUUGUAGGAUUUUUCAUUUCUUGUACUAACAAUUUAGAUUUCACCUUCAUUUUGUAAACAAAAGCUCUUGUUAAAUGUUUGCUAUUUGGAGAACAGCACUCUCUUAUACUGUUACACACAGCUACGUGUCUACUAUUUGAACUUGCUAUUUAAUCCUUUAGUGUUCAGAUUAAUUUGUCAAAUGCAAUGCUUAUCUGUUCAUAUUAAUUUAGAUUUAUUCAGGUUCAAGUGGGGUGUCCACAGUAUUUACUUGUAACUGUUAAUUUUUUACAUACAGAUUUGAAAUUAUGUAAAUGGGUGCUUAUAUGCCAGUGGUUUAUAGUUUCGUAAUUUUAGCUGAUCUUUCUGAUUAAAUUUGACUUUUAUGGGUAGGUAAAUUCAAUUAACAGAUGUAAAAACAAUAACAUUAUGAAUAAACACUAAAAUUCAUAUUGUUAAUACAUCUUACCUGUUUGAUUUGUUACUAAAAUUAUCCCAGAUGUCAACUGCCAACAAUUUUACAUUUUUCAAGAUGAGGUACAUUAAUUUGAAUUAAUUAAAAUACAGGUGUAAUCGGUACAAGAUUUUAUUCUUUCAAAGUACAAAACUCUUUUUCUAGUCAAUAUACCAUUAUGUACUCUUAUACAAUUUAAUGAAUUCAUUUACAUAACAGAAUGCAUCUAAUAAAAAAAAAGCUCAUUAACAGGUGAGACAAAGGUGAAAUCAGGUGUGUAACAUACUGAAAAUUAAUAUGUAUUUCUCACUUUCACAUAUUAUUUAUAAUAAAAUAAAAAGGAAUAUAUAAAAUAAUACAGUUAUGACAUAUUUCUGUCAUGAAACUGCCCAAAGCACCCUUUACACAAGGGCACUUUGCAAAAGGAACACAUAUACAAAGUCUCAAGCUGACACCCUUUUGCAGUUUUUCUUUUUUGCAGCAAACACAGUCUACAAACUUUUUUUCUUCCAUUUCUUUUCAUCUUUAUGAAAGUCAAUAUUUUCUCUGUUGACAUCCACCUCAGUUAUUUUGCUUUUCUCCCAGUUCUGUUCUUUCUAGAAGAAAAGCCCUCACGUUACUGAGAUGCAAUGUCAACCCAAAAUUUCAAAUGGUCGCAGUCCUUUGAUGGUGGAGGUAUCUUGUGGCUUUUUGCAUAUACAAUAUAUAAACUCUAGUUAAAUUAACUAAAAACCACAAAAUGUACAUCCACCAUUUCUUCCCAGGUUGACCAACUGGGUAAUAUGUCUGAGAUUGGUCAGAUUUAUCAACCCCACCCAUAUAUUUGUAAUAACAAAUAUUCACUAGGGGCUUCCCCUCAGCACCAACACUACGUUGUUCAUUAGUAGACACAAAUAAAAUCUUGUCUUUUGUCUUUGGAAGCAGUAGCUAAUAAAUUUUCCUUUUGCAUAUGUAAAA
Molecule: messenger RNA, 3272 nt
Organism: Octopus sinensis (East Asian common octopus)
Lineage: Eukaryota; Metazoa; Mollusca; Cephalopoda; Octopoda; Octopodidae
Product: tetratricopeptide repeat protein 36
Exons: 4
Coding region: 407-988 (193 amino acids)
Biological process (GO): cilium assembly
Molecular function (GO): protein binding
Source: RefSeq, a predicted model, not a curated record